This is a messenger RNA of Olea europaea var. sylvestris, 1191 nucleotides long. RefSeq names its product NADH--cytochrome b5 reductase 1-like. Gene Ontology annotation, molecular function: cytochrome-b5 reductase activity, acting on NAD(P)H. The transcript is spliced from 8 exons. The coding region runs from base 142 to 846 and encodes 234 amino acids. Gene Ontology annotation, biological process: electron transport chain. The record is from RefSeq and is a predicted model, not a curated record. Lineage: Eukaryota; Viridiplantae; Streptophyta; Magnoliopsida; Lamiales; Oleaceae.
GGCAAAAAUGAGUAUAAAUAAUAAAAUAAAAGCAUGGCGCACGUGCUCGUUGGAUACUGGUGUGUAGAAAUUGGCGCCACGAGAAACCAGGGAGGUAGGCGUGGAGAUUGGAGAAGAAGGGGUUUCUGAUUACUUGAAAUUAUGGAAUUCUUGGAAACACCUGAAGGCCAAUUAUAUAUUGGUGUUGCUGUAGGGCUUAUUGCUGUUUGUGCUGCUGCAUACUUCUUGUUUUCCUCUAAGAAACCCAAAGAUUGCUUGGAUCCUGAGGCUUUCAAGGAGUUCAAGCUUGUCAAGAAAACACAAAUCAGCCAUAAUGUGGCAAAGUUCAAAUUUGCACUUCCUACACCCACUUCUGUGUUGGGACUUCCUAUUGGGCAGCAUAUAAGUUGCAGGGGUAAGGACAGUCAAGGUGAAGAGGUUAUCAAACCAUACACUCCCACCACUUUGGAUUCUGAUGUUGGAUAUUUCGAGUUAGUUAUAAAGAUGUAUCCGCAAGGAAGAAUGUCUCAUCAUUUUAGAGAAAUGCGUGAAGGUGAUUAUCUGGCUGUAAAAGGACCAAAGGGUCGAUUUAAGUAUCAACCAGGCCAAGUGAGGGCAUUUGGGAUGCUUGCUGGAGGGUCUGGCAUUACUCCAAUGUUCCAGGUAGCCAGAGCUAUUCUUGAAAACCCAAAUGACCAAACAAAAGUGCAUCUGAUUUAUGCUAAUGUUACAUAUGAGGACAUUCUUUUAAAGGAAGAUUUGGAUAGUCUUGCUACUAACUACCCUGAUCGUUUUAAAAUUUACUAUGUACUGAAUCAGGUUAGUUCUCUUUGUCCAUUAUUUAAAUCCUUUGUGACGAUAUAUUAGCCUCAACCUAAGUCGAUUGGUUUAGCUAGCUUCAUUUAUUUUACCGCUUUCUUCAUCUUCGGAAUUGGGGAAUUUGAUAUAUUCAUUUUGCGGCUUCAAUUUUUUCUCCUCUUCCUUGUGAACUCCUUUUUCUAUUUAUUUACUGAAAGACAAAAUUAAGUUUUUUACGUACAUAUAUUACUCCCUUACAUUAUCUUUAACUCAAUUUUUAAUUUGAAAGGAUGGAUCAACUUAUGUGCAUUAGUACAGAUUUAUGACUAUAUUUGUCUAAUUUAUGCAAUGAAUCACUUGAAAGUUUCUCUAUGUACAUCUAAAUAUGCCCUUGAAUGAGCCAUCUUUUCUAAA